UAAACUGAAGAAGAAGAAGAAGAAAUCGAGCGCACCUUCUGCUUGUCAACAGCCGGUCACAGUGCGUGCUGAGCGGCCGUAUGGCGCCGUGUUUUACGGGAAUCAAACCGUGUCGUUACUCGUUUUCUCCGGCUGAGGUUUAGACGAACAACCGAUCAAACAUGGCUCAUCUCUCUCAAAACCCCGCUGACAAAGAGAGGUUCAUCUGCGUCUAUCCGAUCUACAUCAACAGUAAGAAGACUCUGGCAGAAGGACGAAGGAUCCCAACAGAGAAGGCGGUGGAGAACCCGUCCUGUGCUGAGAUCAGAGAUGUGCUGACGGCCGCCGGGAUGAACGUCUACGUGGAAAACAACAAAAUGCACCCCAGAGAGUGGAACAGAGACGUCCAGUUCAGAGGUCGUGUCAGAGUUCAGGUGAAGCAGGAAGAUGGAAGCUUCUGUCUGGACAAGUUCACGUCCCGUAAGUCCUCCAGUCUCUGUGAGACGUUAUGUCCUAAACAGGAGACAACCUCCUGUUCUUCAAAGCUUCAU
Anarrhichthys ocellatus (wolf-eel) is the source of this 530-nucleotide messenger RNA. RefSeq names its product signal recognition particle 19 (gene srp19). Gene Ontology annotation, cellular component: signal recognition particle, endoplasmic reticulum targeting. The record is from RefSeq and is a predicted model, not a curated record. Gene Ontology annotation, biological process: SRP-dependent cotranslational protein targeting to membrane; SRP-dependent cotranslational protein targeting to membrane, signal sequence recognition. The transcript is spliced from 4 exons. Gene Ontology annotation, molecular function: 7S RNA binding. The annotation marks the transcript as partial. Lineage: Eukaryota; Metazoa; Chordata; Actinopteri; Perciformes; Anarhichadidae.